Dermatophagoides pteronyssinus (European house dust mite) is the source of this 1717-nucleotide messenger RNA. Its product is annotated as luc7-like protein 3. The record is from RefSeq and is a predicted model, not a curated record. Lineage: Eukaryota; Metazoa; Arthropoda; Arachnida; Sarcoptiformes; Pyroglyphidae. Gene Ontology annotation, cellular component: U1 snRNP. Gene Ontology annotation, biological process: mRNA splice site recognition. Gene Ontology annotation, molecular function: mRNA binding.
AGAAAAAUCAUAUGGAUGAUCAAAUUGAUGCUCGGGAUUAUUUUUCGAAAAAAAAACAAAAAUUUAUUUUUCGUUUUUUUUUUGUUGAUGAUAAAAAAGUGCUAAAAGGUGGGUAAAAAGAGAGAAUAUUGAUCCGAUGUUCUGUGGUUGAUCAACGAAAAUCGAAAUCAAAAAUCAAAAAUCAACGAGAACAACGAAAACAAUCAACGAAAACAAACAAACAAACGAUGGCCAUCAAUGCAGCAAAACAAUUAUUAGAUGAAUUGAUGGGACGUGAACGUGAUCUAGCACCAAAUGAUAAACGUUGUAUGCUUAAUUGGGAUGAUCCAACUGUUUGUAAAAAUUUUCUUGUAAAAUUUUGUCCAAAUGCAUUAUUCAUAAAUACAAAGGCUGAUAUUGGUCCUUGUUCAUUAGUACAUGAUGAUUACCUGAAACGUGAAUAUCAAUCAAAAGCAUCGAAACAAGAAAAACGUCAAUAUGAAGAUGAUUUUAUUCGAUUUUGUCAAUCACAAUUGAAUGAUGUUGAAAAGAAAAUUAAACGUGCUAAACAACGUUUAGAAAUGAGUCAAAUUGAAAAAAUGAAUUUAUCCGGUAAUUCAUUACCGAUGACUGAAGAACAUCAAGAACGUAUACGUGAUAUAACGGAAAAAAUUGAAAAACUUUUAGAACAAAUUCAAGAACUUGGUUGUGAAGGCAAAGUAGAAGAAGCACAAACAGCAAUGAAAGAAGUUGAUCUAUUAAAAGAAGAACGUGCACAUAUAAAACGUGAAAAUCAAUCCGGCCAUUGGAUACAGAAAAAAGCCGAAAUCGGUGUAGCACAGGAAAAACAAAUGGAAGUUUGUGAUGUUUGUGGUGCAUUUUUAAUUGUUAAUGAUGUACAACAACGUGUUGAUGAUCAUCUUAUGGGUAAACAACAUGUUGGUUAUGGUAAAUUGAAAAAUGCAUUGGAUGAAAUUAUGGACCGAAGACGUCGAAAUGAUAAUAAUAAUAAUAAUAAUAAUGGUGAUGAUGAUGAUGAUGGUGAUAAUGAUGGAAAAGAUGAAUCAAGAUCUACCAUACGUCAUAAUUAUCAACGAAAUAAUCAACGAAGAUUUGAUCAAUCUUCACGGCGAUCACGUGAUCAUGAAAGCCAUCAUCAUCAUCAUCAUCAACAACAACGAUCAUCACAUUAUUCUCAUAAUAGUAAUCGUCAUAAUAAUAAUAAUCGAAAUAGAUCUCGUUCACGAUCACCCAAUGAUAAUAAAUAUGGACAUCAUCAACAUCAACAUCAUCAUCGUUCUUCUUCUUCUUCAAAAAAUUCAUCAUUUAAUCGUCAAUCAUCAAAUAAUAAUGCGGAAAAAACAUGAAUUGAAAUUACAAAUUUAAAAAAAAAAAUUGAAUUAACAAAUUGACAGACACAAAAUUCUAAAAGUUGAGAAAAACAAAAUCAUACCAGAAUUCAUCGAAGAACGUCAUUUUUGAACGUCGCCAAAUGUUUUUGUUUUUUUUUUGUUCGAAUUUGUUUUGCGCAUGAACAGAACGAAAAAAAGAAAAGAAAAAUCCGUUGAAAAUCUUGGCCUGCGGCUUUCAACCAUUGCCCGCGUAAUCGUUACCCAAACACACACACACCUUAUUUCAAUGUGAUUUUUUUGACGUUUUGUUUUUCUUCUAUUUUCAACGAAAAUUUUUUGACAAUUUGGAUUCUUUUUCUUGGUUUUUGGACAAACGAAACAUCGAA